Alternaria atra is the source of this 3450-nucleotide messenger RNA. RefSeq lists its product as uncharacterized. The record is from RefSeq and is a predicted model, not a curated record. Bases 1 to 3450 code for a protein of 1149 amino acids. NCBI's taxonomy places the organism in Eukaryota, Fungi, Ascomycota, Dothideomycetes, Pleosporales, Pleosporaceae. The transcript has 5 exons.
AUGGAUACGGCGUCAGUUGUACCAACCGAUCGGAGAGGCUCCUCACUCAAGAACGACAAUGCUACAAAGCAUGCCAAGCAACAGGCCGAGGACCCGGUUUCUCAACCUCGAUAUGCCUAUGUCAAGGCAGUGCUGCUGUAUGAAGGUAACUCGGACAGAUUGGAAGGUCGUAUCAAGGAGACUGAGGAGCUGGAAAGGUUCUUCAAGAGCCUGAACUUUGAGACAGAGAUCUUUCCUAUCCCUACCAGCAACUGCGCAUCCGCAACGUAUACUCUUGGUGCACCUAACUUACUAAUCAUACAUUAUGGUGGAGGUGAGGACAAAGACGAUGACAAGCACCCAAUCGGAUCUAGAGGACCGCAGGAUCUACCGGUAGUCUGGCGAGCCCACAGAAUAGGCAUGCCAUCCGCUAUAUGGCGCGAAAUACAAGAGGCAUUGCUCUAUGUCUGGUUUGAUGCCCUUGUCCUCUGGGAUUGUUGCUUUCCCGCUUCAGCUGCAAAAGGUGCGGGAGAACACAGAGAUAGUCCCUAUGGCCGCAUAGAACUACUCGCAGCCGCAGACAAUGGGGCCAAGACCCCACAACCAGGAGACAACUCCUUUACGAGUGUUAUGAUUUCGAGGAUGGAAGAGAUGAUUACGAAGUACGGCAGCAUCGACAUUGCCAAACUUCAUGCGUUACUAGUCCAGCCAGGACCUGACUUGUAUACCACUCCCUUCUACGUCUCUAGUCGUGCAGGCGCUUCUCAGCGGACUAUCGUGCUUGAGAAACUAAAGGCGCUAAGAAAGCAAAAGCAGAAUUUGACGAAAUGGAAACUAUAUACGAUCUCUAUUCCUAGAACUGGUCGAAUGAGAUUACCACUAAAGUCUCUUCGAUUUAAGGGUCGUCAAGAGCAGGAUGGUAGCCCUCCCUCACUGCCACCGUUUCCUCCAUACACAAGAAAGCCACUUGCACGAUUUUCGCGAGACGAGACUAUGAACUCUCUAAGCGACACGGACAGUCAAGAGCAACCAUCCGUUUUUGAUAGCAUCAAUCAAGCUCAGGAUACUCAAACAACUACCAUGGAUAUCUCCCACAUCCCUCCGGAGCCCAAAAAUCAGGUUUCGACUGUCAAUCACGACAAGACACCCGAGCAGGAGGCAUCAGUAUUCGGUAUUUCGCCGCUCCCAGCCACCGCAGGCGCUAGUGAUCCAAUCCACCUUGCGCCUGACGAGAAGGUGCCAGAUGCUAGCACCUUUACUUCUAACACUGUUAACAGCACAUUUAGCACUAAUGCUUCUUCUCACAACAAGUCUAAUGCUCUUCCCUUGCUCGCCUUCACCCCCCACGCUAAGCGAGAUACUAAGGGUGGCAUGUUUAGCAUCCCUCCAGUCAUGGGGGCCAAGAUCAAUCAAGACACUGACGAUAGCGUCUGUGUCGAAAGAGAAGACAUGUAUUCAACGGCUUCAAAUACUCGUACGGUGGACAUCAUCCUAUUUGCCCAGCGACUGACCCAUGACUCGAAAAAAAUGGCCGGUCUUGAAUGCAUUAGUGAAAUCCCGCCAUCUGAAUUCGAACUCUUGCUGAAAGUGUUCGCUGGGAGACUACAUGAAGAAUCCACAACUCCAUUCGGAUGGGAAGCAUCAAUACAGCUCCAUCGAGAAAGCGGAGUCCUUGCGGUGGUGUCCGCCACAGGACUCACACCGACGACAUCGCCCGACACGUCACACGCAGGAUGUAGUACAUGUCAGCAGUUCGGCUCCCUCUACGACGCGAUACGAGCAGCCGAUACCGAAUGGGCUGCACUGGAAAACAAGCGCGAUUCGAUUACUAAAUCUUUCGCGCGAGAGGAGCACAAGAGGACUCAUAUGGAGUUCGACAACUGGUUGAUGACUGUCGAGGCGCCCGGAUUACCAAGAGACGCGCGAGACGGACGACCUGAGAACAAGGACCUGAGCGGAGGAGACCUUACCAGUAAAAACGACGAGCAGGUGCCUGAAUUCAAGCGUCGACGAUCUCACUCUCCUACUACCCAGCGAGCUGGAGGCACAUCCGACCUAGCACCGCAUGAACAACAUGGUGCAUCGCUCUCUCUCCGGCCAUCGCCCAAACGAUCACUCAGCGCAGCAUCAUCAACAGGACGCAAGCGGCUCAAAUUCUCCGAUUCAGUUGAAUUCCACGACGAUUACAGAAGCAGUGAACAGUACCACCGACCAAGCGAAACGUACGUGCGGGGAAGAAAUGCGCCACCUGAAGGAUAUGAGUACAUGGAUACCAGCGGUUCUGGCCUAACCUUUCUCAAGUUUACCGGUAUGAAGAAGGUGGGCACCAAAUGGGUUGAGCUGAGCGGGGAAGAGCUUGCAAAGCAGAGCGAAAAAGCAAAAACGUUGGCCGAGUUGCGGAAACUUGUGACUGCAGAGAAGUCAAAUGCAGAACCAGCGGAUGGCGACCCGGUUGAUGAAGUGAGCCAGAAUGAAGGUGCUCCUCCGAAUGCUCGUGCUGCGAGACUUGCACGAAGAACCAAGGGAGCUUCAAGCGCAGAAUCAGCGCAAACUAGAGGCACGACAAGCAGACAGGGCCAGGAGACCUCACGAGAAGGGAAACAGCUACAGCUUGACAGUGCACUGGAUGGUGGUGAAGAGAGGUCCGUGAGCCCAACCCUCGCCUUAGUAGCAACAAUAACACAUGACGAUCAUCAUCAAUCGGUCGGAAGUCUGGGUCGAGUGGAGAUUAUCGGAGACAACGGUCUGGAGCGAAGAAGUGACGCUGUUCCAGAAACAGCAACCACAGCGGCGAUGUGCGCCGAUCGUGUACAACACGCGGUAAAACCCCACGAUGAGCCCCACAUGGAUACGCAAGUGACCAGUGAGGCAGAAUGCCAGGUCAAUGCAGUUCAACCACACACAAGCACUGCGGAGCCCCAACCGACAGUCCUGUCUGGACAUGGUCUGUUGCAAACCGGGCCAACGGAGGAGUCUUCCCGCAAAGGUCAUGAUGCAGCUGAAACUGGCAUACAAGAAACGUCGCCUAAUUCGCUAGGUUUGCAACCAACACUGACCAAUCACGAUGAUUCCAAGACGGCAAGCACGAAAAGCUUUGGUCAGUCUCCAGGCGCUCGUCGCGUUGCUUGCGAAACUCCAGUGCAGAAGGGGGACAUCGUAGGCAACGACAUGAGACUGGCAGCUCAAACGACACCUAAUUACUUAGAGAAGGCGGUCGCGAUGGGGACUCCUCUGCAAGAGCCAUCCGCGGGGCAGGAGUGUUCAGUCACGGAUUCAAACAGAUUAUCAUCACCUGAUGAUGAGCCCCAGGUGCAGCAGGGCCAUUUGAAUGCGGCUAUCGCUAGCGUUACCAAACUGCAAGACCCUGAUCGCCACCCUGCAGCCAAAACUUCUACUGCAGAAGAGGCCCAGAUCCUAGCAGGGGGCGGGAUCGAGGAAGCUGAAAACACUUUGAGUCAGAAUCUCGCUUGA